This is a messenger RNA of Penicillium canescens, 1818 nucleotides long. Its product is annotated as Zn(II)2Cys6 transcription factor. Gene Ontology annotation, molecular function: DNA binding; DNA-binding transcription factor activity, RNA polymerase II-specific; zinc ion binding. Lineage: Eukaryota; Fungi; Ascomycota; Eurotiomycetes; Eurotiales; Aspergillaceae. Gene Ontology annotation, biological process: regulation of DNA-templated transcription; DNA-templated transcription. The transcript has a single exon. The coding region runs from base 1 to 1818 and encodes 605 amino acids. The record is from RefSeq and is a predicted model, not a curated record.
AUGGAGCACCAAAUCGCCGAGUAUCACCCGGGAAAAAGACCAGCUCCCCGAGGAACUGCCUUUUACCCCAGGAAGCGGGCAAACACAGCGUGUCAGGUGUGCCGAGCCCGCAAGACCAAAUGCGACAACGCAAAACCAAGCUGCUCAUACUGCGUCAAGGUUGGGACCACAUGUAUACAGUCACCAGUGGACCUGUCGAGCUUUGACCCCGCGAGUCUGAAGAUAUUGCAGCGAUUGGAUGAUAUAGAACAACUACUUGUUUCUUCGACUGCAGCACUCGACUUAAGCGACAAAGCCGAAGAUAUUCCAACAUUGUGUCAGCCGCGUAGUAAUGCUACAGGCGCCAAUACGGGAAAGUUGGUUCUUUAUGGAAAUGUCCUCCCGGAUCGAACCGAGUCUGUCCUGCGAUGGCCCAUCUUUAUGCGUGAACCAUCUGGGCCAUCGUCUCAAGUCCUCCGAAAUGUCGUCCCCGACACCAUUGCGGCUCCCUCUCACAGUGGAUGCUCCUUGGCCGCACUCUUGGAGAUGGAGCCCCAAGGCAUCAACGCGAUUCUGGACAACUUCUUCUUUUACGUGCACUGCAAGAACCCCAUCCUGGAUGAAAUUGCUACGCGGCGACUGGUGAACGAUGCUUUCCUCGAUGGCUUGGACUGGUCUCCUUCAUCAUGUCUGGCCAUGGUCAUCUGUGCUCUAGGGUCCAUCGCUACUCCUUUUGGUUCCAGCCAGGACACUAAGCCCGGAAGCGAAGCCUACCACAACUCACAGGUUUUCUUCCAGGCCGCACAAAAGCGGAUCGGGUCACUUCUCGUCCGGUCGGAUAUAAUCGGAGCACAGUGCCUCUUCCUCUCCGGGGUAUACAUGGUAUGCGUCUUCCAGCAAUUCUACGCCUGGAGAUUCUUUUCGCAGGCUCUGGCAGCGUGCCAGCGCUUGCCCUUUCUCGCUCAUGCCCAGGAACUAGCAUCUGAGUUGGAUAUUUCCAGUAGUCCAGGCUCUCCAGAUACCUACGAGCAAGCUGUCUACUGGUCCGCUUGGAAGUCAGAGCGAGAGCUGAGCAUGGAGCUUUCUCUCCCGGACUUCAACAUUGCGCAUACUGGAAGCGCUCUAUACCCACACUUUUUUCCGAACCCCCCACAACCGCUCGGCUCUCCAAAGAACCAAGGUGCGCAGCGGCAACGCGCGUCUUGGCUAUUUUAUCUUGCUGAAAUAUACCUGCGGCGACUGAGUAGUAGUAUAGCAGAGGAAAUUACGGCCCUUCAUCAGAUUCAUGCGUCACCAGCCACUUUUAUAAAGGCCCUUGGGCCCAUGGUUGCCGAAUACGAGACGCAAAUACAAGCCUGGUCUGAAAGUCUCCCCGCUGAAUUGUCCGCUACUGCACCACCCCAGGAGGAUGAAGUGUGUCGUUUUGUUCUGCGGGGCCAUCUUAUCGAUAUGUAUGAGCUUAUUUACUGGCCGUGGGUGAUGGCAUAUAUUGGAACCACGUUUUCGCAGGGGACGCCAGACCCGGAGAUUGAAGAAAAGGGACAAAAAGGGCUGCAACUUCAUAUACAGCGAAUAUACGUAAAUGAGCCGGGCUUCCUACAUCGUCAUCACGGAACCGUGCCAUUAAUUCGAACCUGUACGCGAAGUGCAUUUGUCCUGGUGGCGGGGGGCCUGGCAGGGUGCGAGUUGCCAUCUGGCUGGCAGGAGGCAAUAUCCAAAACAAUGGGGCUCCUUACGAUCUGGCAAAAUGAGAUGGCCGAGGCAGGACAUUGGGUGCAGCUGUUGCAAAGAGAAUACGGACGAUUGUCCGGGUCUUAUCAAGGCUUAAAUUUAGCCUGA